AUGUCAGAAGAUGGAACAGCAAAUAUUGUUGCACUUUUUGAUGUCACACGCUCUCCACCAGCUUUCCUCCUGGUUGGCCUCCCAGGCCUAGAAGCAUUUCACGGCUGGAUAUCCAUCCCCUUCUUGUCCAUGUACACUGUGGCACUCACUGGAAACUGCCUCAUCAUCCUGGCUGUGAAGAGGACCCCUAACCUACACCAGCCCAUGUACUACUUCCUGUCCAUGCUGGCCCUCAGCGAUGUGGGGCUCACCUUGUCCACACUGCCCACCACUCUGUCAGUGCUCUGGUUUGACUACGCCUUCAUCGGCUUCAAUGCCUGCCUGGUCCAGAUGUUCUUCUUGCACGUCUUCUCUGUGGUGGAGUCCUCUGUGCUCCUGGCCAUGUCAUUUGACCGCUUCGUGGCCAUCUCCAACCCUUUGCGCUAUGCAGCGGUUCUCACAAAUAAUGUCAUCAUCAGAAUUGGAAUGGCCAUUGUAACUCGAGCCACUCUGUCCCUCUUCCCAGUACCCUUCUUGCUGAAGCGACUGAACUAUUGCCCUGGCAAAAUCGUCUUAUCACAUUCUUUCUGUUUCCAUGCAGAUGUCAUGAAACGGGCUUGUGCUGACAUUACUGUCAACAUCCUGUAUGGGCUGUAUGUGGUUCUGUCCACUGUGGGUCUAGAUUCUUUGCUUAUUGUCCUGUCCUAUACCCUUAUUCUUCAUACAGUGAUGGGGCUGGCAUCUCCCAAGGAGCGGGUUCGCGCCCUGAACACCUGUGUUUCCCAUAUCUUAGCUGUGCUGGUGUUCUACAUCCCUGUCAUAGGUGUGUCCAUGAUCCACCGCUUUGGGAGGCACCUCCCCCAGCUCGUACAUGCUCUUGUUGCCUAUGUGUACCUGGUGGUGCCCCCUGUGCUGAACCCUGUCAUCUAUAGCAUCAAGUCCAAACCCAUCAGGGAGGCCAUACUCAGAGUGUUAAGGGGAAAAUGUCAUAGAUGA
Messenger RNA from Cavia porcellus (domestic guinea pig), 975 nucleotides. Its product is annotated as olfactory receptor 51I2-like. The transcript has 3 exons. Gene Ontology annotation, biological process: G protein-coupled receptor signaling pathway. The record is from RefSeq and is a predicted model, not a curated record. Gene Ontology annotation, molecular function: olfactory receptor activity; G protein-coupled receptor activity. Lineage: Eukaryota; Metazoa; Chordata; Mammalia; Rodentia; Caviidae. The coding region runs from base 1 to 975 and encodes 324 amino acids. Gene Ontology annotation, cellular component: plasma membrane.